AUGUUUGAAGAACUAUGUUCUCAUACUAGUUUAGCACGUGUUGUGGGUGGUGGGUCUCAAAAUGCUAAUGAGGCCUACCACUCAUUAUUAUGGACUAUGGUCCCAAAACAUCGUUAUUGUUCAUCAGCAACUCUUCGUAUUGGAUUGGGAUUAUCUUCUAUCAUUUAUAAUGAAGGAUAUGAAGCAUUGAAUAGACUAUUUACAAGCAUAUUCUUGUCUAUGGGCUAUUAUUCUACUCAAUGCCUUCGUAAACUUGAUGUUUUGAGAAACUCUCGUACUUCGCAAACUAAAAACAAGCAUUUAAAACGUGCAAAAAAAACAACAGUUGCUGCAAGUACUGCUUCAACUGAACGUGAUGGUGAAAUUGCAUAUACCUCAAAUGAAGAAAACUUUGAUUCCAUUGUAAACGAUAUUACAUUAGAACUCAAUGAUAUUGCAUUAGAACUAUCGGAUGGUGACAGUACUGAUAUAUAUGAAGCAGGUGGUGAUGAUUGA
Rotaria sordida is the source of this 495-nucleotide messenger RNA. Lineage: Eukaryota; Metazoa; Rotifera; Eurotatoria; Philodinida; Philodinidae. The record is from the annotation of a GenBank genome assembly.